CGGCCGCAGCAGGGCGGGACGGGGGCCCCGGCGAGCCCGCCCAGCGCCCCCAGCCCCGAUGCCAGCCCCGCGAGCCUCAGGGAGCGGGAAGAAGCGGGGGAGGGUCCAGUCUCUGUGCCCCCUGCCCCUUCUCUCUGUUCCUCUCCCCAUCAACCCGCUCACCGCAACCGCUCGCUCCAGCUCCAAAGCCCAUUCUUCCAGGAGCCCCCAGCUCCCUGCUUCCCCCUUCCCACCAGCAGAGCUCCCCAUCAGUCUCUCCAGCCCCAGAGGCGGGGAGGACCCCUCCCCCAGCCCCUGCACACCUGGGCCCUUCUGCUCCACCUGCCAGCCAGCAAGCUGCUGUCCCUAGGACCCAGCCCUCCGUGCCAACACCCGGCUCCUUCCCAGGACCUGAGUCUGGCCAAAGGGACUUUUUGGGUCCUGAGCUUUGGGAACAAUUUGACCCACUUUCCCAAAGGCUGGGCCCAGGCCAGCCAUGCUUUUUUGGUGGUGACACCUGUCUCACCCGCCAGCUGUAGGACCAAGAACGCCUCUGUCAAAUGGGCCAGCCGCUUCUUAGGUCCUCCUCCACACUGCCCUGGCUUGCUGGCCAGCGUCCACAGAGCCCAGGGCUAUUUGCCAAUCCCACCCCCAGACCCCAGAAUCACCCCGAGCCUCUGGGCUGGGGGCUGAGGGGCUGGUACUGAUGGGGACCACGGUCUGGGCCAGGGUCUCUUCCCCUGAGCCGUGUUUCCCCACCCACCACCCAGGGAGCCCGGGAUGGGGAUGUGGGGCUGGUCCUGGCGGCCUCGGUCUCCCCACCCCUCGGGAGCUCUCCCCUCUUUCUGUCAGAAACUUUCCCCCUCUCACCAUUCACUGGCUCCUCUGGGUAGGGCCGGGGCCAUCUGCACAGCCUCAUGUCCCCAGAGCACAGAGGGCUGGUCUGGGACUGCAGAGGGCCGGGACCGUGCUGGGGCAGCUCGAGGCGGUGGCCGUGAGCCAGGCCAGGCUGGAUGCAUGGACCAGGGGGCCACGGGUUUUAGGGGCGAUCAGAGGCUUUCACAGUGCCCCCAGGGGGGUCUGAGGUCUCGCUUUGCAUGAAGAUAGGGGGCAGAGCAGGGGCUGUUUUUCCUGCAUGUUUCUGACUGUCUCCUGUUGCUAUGGUGACAGUUUUGCCUCUCUUCCUCCUUCUGACUCUUCUGGGAGCUCGUUUUUAUUGGUCUGUUGUCCUGUCUUUUAUGGCUCUAAUUUCUCCUGGCUACUUGCUCUGAAAUCAACAGUCAUCCACAUGGGGCUUGGCCCAGGCUGGGGGCUGGCAGGGCUUCAGCCCCUGCCCUGGGCUCCUGGGGGUGGGGGGGCCUGCCCACACUGCCUCCUGCUCUGGGGUCUGGGAAGGAGGCAGUGUCACCCCCAGGCACAGGAGGUGGUCCACUGCCUCUGGCUAAUAAUAGGCAGCCUGGUGGAGGGGCCUCUCCGACGUUCUUUCCUUUUUUCGUCUUCACAAUUCCAUGGGGCUGGGGCUGCCCCCCACUUUGCAGAUGUGGAAACUAAGCUCAGAGAGAUUGAGUUAUGUUCCCAAGGCUGCGCUGAUGGCCAGCACAUAGUCACCCCAUGGCUUCUGUUGCCUGACUGGGAAAGCGUUGGGGUUGGAUUAUAAAAGUGGACUUCCCUCUGUUUUCACCCUGCUAGGCUUUCUGGUCCCAGAGGGACAUGAGAGCCUCCCUUAGCCCAUCCCCCUAAACCCGGGCUCCAGAAAGGCUCACUGGAAAGUGCUCCCCAGUUUCCCACCCCUCCUCUGGGGGCGAGCUCAUGGUGCACCCUUGACCUGAACUGUUAGGGACCGAGCUGAGAGGAGAGCCAAGCCACUUGUGACUUCCUGUUUUCACGCAGCACCAAGAAGAAUUUUGUUUGCUUUUACUCUCCACUCAGGGCCUAGAUGCAACCGGAUGAGCCGGGGACUCAGAGCAGAGCAGACCCUCGGGGAGGCGGCCAGAGCUGACCAGGGUGGGGUCACUGACUGUCAGCUCCCCAGUAGCUCUCUCGUGUGAAGCUGCACCCUCCCUUCCCUUUUUUCUUUUUCCCUUGAUCUCAAACUCUCCUCCUUUCCCCUCUCCCCCUCUCCCCUAUUUUCCUCACACUGCCCAUGAGCUAGUUUUGUUAAUAGUAAGUGGGUAAAGCAGCAGCCCCAUUGUCGGACGUGGCCUUGGGAAAGCUGGUUCUGCGUGGGCCUCAGUCUCACAGUAUUUAAAAUGGGAUCAGCACCAUCGACCUGUUGCUCUUUUUGGAUGAAACGCAACAGCUUCGGGCAGUGGUUGAAAGGCUAAAGGCCUGCAGGGUCUGUGAUGUUCUAGAAUGUUGGGAGAUCAGUGUUACAGAGACCACUGAGCCGCUGCCCAGAGACUGGGGCCUGGCUUAGGAAUGAGUAAGACAGGACGUGUCUUGGCUGGAGGGAUUCCCUGAAGGCAACUGCGUUUCCCCUGGGUGCGUCUUGCAUCACUGAGCAGCUGCUCUGUACCACACACAGUCUGGGGAAUGGGAACUGCAGCAUACAAAAUGGACCGUCUUUCUGUUUUUAAAGAAUACAGUCCUGCAGUGAAGACUGGCGUGGUGAGCUCCCCGUCAGGCAGCCGGGGUGGAUAUGAGGGAGGGCAGGGUGAGGGGGGCUCAGAGGCCGGGGCCUGGCUGGGUCGCCUUUCGGCUGAGCCAGUGGCUGUGCUUUGUCCCACCACUGUCCACUUCGGAAGCCCUUAGUGCAGCCCUCACAGCUAUGGGGUGAUGGCCGGAGAGCCCCCGAGUCAGCCCUGGGGGGCCGGGGCAGGAGACACCUGUCCAGCCUUCCUCUCUGAGGCUGAACUGAUCCACUCCUAGUAACCUCUAGCUCCCAUCUCAUCUUGGCUAAAAAAAUCCUUUCUCAGGGGCUGUGUGAAUUGCCUGAGAAGGGCAACAUGAUGAUUGGAAAGAAAAUGUAUUUUGGAGUCAGAUGAGUUAAAAUUCCUCUCCUGCUGCUUCCUAGCUGUGGAAUCCUGCAGGAGUUCUCUAACUUCUCUGAGCCUCAAUUCUUUUAUCUGUUAAAUGGGGAUAUUCCUGCUGGCCUUGUAAGAAUUAAGUGAGGUUAUGUAUUUAUGGGGUCUAGCACUGUGCCUGCCUCUCGGUAGACUUGCUGUUAUUUAGUUAUAUUGAUUAAAGAAGCGCUCUCAGUGGGUCCUCCGGAAGCUUGGCGGGGAGCUCUUGGACUAAUUCUGGGUUUCAGGGUCCAUUCAUUAUCUGUGAGGGUUAAAACUUACACAGGCUCGGGUUCCCAGCACUGAGGUUUAAUCUUGGAGUUACCUCUAACUGGAUAAGCUGCCAGAAUUACCAACACUGGGUAUCAAGUGACCCUUUGUUUUUCUCCAAGGGACAAGUUUAAAAUGGCAACAAAUGCCUGACUUUCAGAAACACGUGACUACCUGCAAGAAUCCCUUAAAAUGAAUGUCUCAUAUUUUUCAUCCUGGGCAUGUUUAGCUUCCUUUUGUUUUAAGUUACCAUAUACACAUAUAAACAUUUUCUCAAAUUGUGACGACAGCAUGGCACAGUAUUAUUAUGCCCAUUAUAUAGUUAAGGAAACUGAGAAAGGUGAAGUCACUUAACAGCAGCUGCCAGCUAGUAAGUGGCAGGGCCAGACUUUAAAGCUGGGUCCCGCCUGCUCUUUGCACAUGUGGCACAGUCUUGUCUUGUCUUUGGCUGGCAUGUCAGUGACCUCCAAGAAUUGCACUUGGACAACAUGAGCAGAUUUUAAUGAGGGUGGACCUGGUCAGGGGUGUAACUCAGACUCAUAGUAAAUAUUUAGAGACCUUAUUAGAGUUUUGCUCUCAGCACGGCAUUAACAAGGCUUUCUGCAGUUGGUGGAUAUUAUACUCUUCUAAGUGAUGGACAGAAGGGGAGUUUGAUGUGUCUGAGUUAGGAAAAUGUGCUUCAUGGCACUAGAGGUUGAUUCCUUUGCCCAAGAAUGGGCUGCUGGUUCGUCAUUGUCAUACAGAGAACCCUUGGACAGGCCAAGAUUUUAAGCUGAACUUGGGAAUGGAAAACAUGAAGGUUGCAGCUCAGAAAUCUAGAGGCAGGAGAAGCAUCCAAGGUUGUAAAAUGUUGACGGCUCUCCAAGUGCAAGGCUGCUUUGGAUUCAGUCUGUCAGUAUCACUCAUUCUAGAAAAAUGGAGGUAUUGGAAAAGCAAUUGUAGAAUUGCCCACUAAACUUCCUUGGGUAGUUUAGAAGCCUAAUUUUCUUGGCUUAAGGACCCCACGGCCCAGAGACUCCAAGAGUUGGACCCGGGUGCCAUGUUCGCCAGCUGGGUGUUUCCCGGGCCCAGCUUAGCUCUACAGACAGACGAGUCUCUGUUUGCAGUUGUCUCCGGGCCUGAGGCUGCUGUCUGCUUGCUUAAUGACUUCACUUUCUAAUAAAAAUCCUGUAUGGCAUAGAUAAUUAGAUUUUUAAAAUGAAACCAGAGAAAUGGAGUGCCCCGAAGAGUUUAAUUGCAGUUUUAUGAUGGGCCCAGCAUAAAAAUAGAAUUGCUCAUUCAUUCAACAAAUGUGUGCUGGGUUCUGGCCUUAGGCUGCACUAGAUGUUGUGGAUAAAGUGAGCAGUUUAGAGUUGUCCCUGCCCUCAGGCAGCCUUCGCUCCACAAGGGAGUCGGAGGAGUAAAUGUGUGUCCCAGCGGAGCUUGGCGAGAGUCACGUCUAGUGCAGUGCACCGUGGGAAGAGGGUAAUGUAGUCGUUUGAACUGUUGCACCCAAGCCCAUUUUUCUCGCCAUGGAAUGUUGCCUGUGGAACACCUGACUUCCACUUGCUGGUUUGCACGAAGAGGCAGCAUGAAUCAGAAAAGUAGGCGAGGGUGGGUCUGUUUGCUUCGGUUUCACUGUUGUGGAGAUGGGGUGGCUUAAGAGGGUCCUUCUACAUCCAGCAUGAUGAUCUAACAAGCCUUGGGCUCUGUUCCCUGGGCGACAGGUGAAGAAGCAAAACCUGGCAGCCCCAGCUAGCAAGGUUGCCGAGAGCUGGGGAGCUGGGGCGGGCGAGAGCCAAACGUAUUUUCAAAGCCUUGCUCUCCCUCCCGGAAAGGGAGCCGCUUUCUGCCGGAGUGUCCUGAUAAAUGAGAGUCAAGGCCAGUGACGGGGGAAGAGGCAAGGAGAGACACGGGAGCUCAGUGGAGCCAGAGGCAGGGGAGGACGUUCACAAACGUCCCCAGUGUCCCAGGGUCUCCACCAACACAGAGACGGAGGGAGUGGGACCUCAGAGGUGUUUUGGUGACUGCCAGUGUGCUUGUCUGUUUUAAGUUAAUGUGUGUGUGUUUUUAAUGGUUUGAUGGUUUCCAGGCUCGAGAACUCACAACUACGCAACACACCACUGAGUUCUCUUACUCCUACUGGCAGGCAAACACAGGCCCUCCCAGGGACACAUAGGAGGCUGGUUCGGGGAGCUGACUGGGCUGGCAGGGAAGCCGCGUGCUGUGGCCACACUGCCCGCUCUCAGGCAACCUGAGCUUUGGCAAGUCGUUUCAUCUCUCAGAGUCUCAUGUCCCCGCAGGAAAGGGCAGGAGCAGCAUCUUCCAGAACGAUGUGGGAAUUAUCAAUGUGGAUAAUAAUAAACAAUUAAUAUCCACUUUAGCAACCUUCUGAACAGCUUUUGAAACAUAUUAUCCCCAUUCUGUGGAUGAGGAAAUUAAGGCUGGAGAAGGAACGUGCAUGUCGUCAGUUCGUUAGGAAGGUUGCACUGCUGGUAUUUGAACCUUCAAAUCUCUCUGUCACCUGCACCGUAAAUAAGAGCUGUGCCUAUGUGUAGAGCAUGGAACCGAUAUGCACGUGUCUUGGAAAAAAUAGCUCAAAGAGUUAGUAAAUUCUUGCCAGCCGGUUGUGCCUUCACACCUUACCACUGGAAACAAAAAUGCAGCUGGUGAUUUAAGCGCGUCCCCGUGACUUUACGUGUGUGUUUGACGGAUGCCCUUCACGGCUGUCCGCUGCUCAGCCCGCUGCUUCAGGGCUGCAGCAGUGAGCUGAGCCUCCCGUGUGUGCAGCAUAUGGUCUUGCUGGGCUGUGGAUCCCGCCCAACGGAGGCAGGUUUUGUGUAACUUACUUUUCAGGCUGCUCGCUGGGACAGCUCGAGGUUGUGGCAACACAAGAGAAGCGUGUUCUCAGCUUACAGGUUGACAGUGUUGUCAGAGCUGGAUGGGCACCUCUAGUUGAAUUCCUUUAGCUUCCGGAACUGAAGUCUAGAAAGAGAGAGGGAGGCAGGGGGUGAUGGCUUCUCCAAGGCUGAGAUGAGAACUUGGCCACCACAGCCCCUGGGGUUCCAGAGAGCUCAGUGUGCACCCAGAAGCUCUUUUAGAAUGUUCCAGAGCUUGGGGGUGGACAUGCCUCUGGAACCAAACACACCGGGGUUGGAUCCCUGGCUCUUCCCUUGGAGAGAUUCCUUAACCUCUCCAAGUUUUCAAAGAUGAAUAAUGUUUGUAUCUCAAGGAUAUUGUGAGGAUUAAAUAACUUAAACGUCAGUAUCUCUUUUUACAUGAUCUUUGAAGAAAAUUUAUUUGAAAAGUUUCUGCUGCUUCCUCAGGUUCCUCUUUAUUUGUUAUUUUGGGUGGAAAAUGGCCUUGGAGCUUCUUCUUUCUCUGGCAGACACACGCUUGAAUUUCCCCCUGACGGAGUCCCCAAACGUCCGCUGGAAAUGAGCCCAGCUGGGGUCUGUUUCCUGGGGGGCCGCAGAUGCCGAUUCCCACAGGAUCAAGUGUCAGACCUGCUGAGUGUUCUCCCACCCUAAGCUGUUUUCUUAUUUUCAAAGCGUAUUUUUUUUCUGUAGUGUCACGAGUUCAAACUAGUAAAUGGGGUCUGUAAGCUAUUUCUCUGACAGGUAUGCAUUCCCUUAUUUACAAGCCCAAAAUCCAAAAAACUCUGAAAAUGGAAAGUUUGUAAUAACUCAUUUGGAGGCAGAAACUGACCUGUUUUGACAUGAGGCUGCUCCUAGUUUUUAUUUAUCACACGCAGGGUGAAACCGUUUGGCUGCAGAAAGAUGAGUUCCCAGACCCUACGGGGACGUACAGAACACGCGGAGAUGCACACACUCUCUUGACCUUUGUGAAAUCCAGAACCUUCUGAGUUUGGAAGCGCGUCUGAGCAGUGGCUUUUGAAGGAGGGUUUGUGGGCCUCUGUUUGAAAAGCCUGAGGGAAGUAGAAGCACCCUGGGGUGGGAAGGUGUGCGUGACGCCUUCGACUGUCCCACCUUGGGAUGUCAGGCCCGCAGUGCUGCCAGACCACAAAGGAGGAGAAUAAACUCCCUUCCCUGUCACGAUUCCACGUGUGUCUCAGAAAAGUCGUCCUCGCCUGAUUCCUUUGCCUCCUGGAGUCCCAGAGUCCUCCCUGCCCUGAGAUCUGCUUGGGACGCACGGCCUCCAGCCCCAGCUAAGAGGUGAGAGGACUGGUCCUUCUCCGGAGCGUCACUGCCACGUCGUCUGAGCCCGAGUGCACCUGCGGCGGCCCCAGGCCAGCUCCAGAUUAUCAGCGAUUAAAGGCCAGAGAAGCUGCAGGACUCCCGGGGGCCACGGUCCUGACGUGGGCACAGGCUUGCCUCAGCCAGACAGCGGCUCGGCCGGUCCAUCCUGGAUUGUUGAGCCGGAACCGCAGGAGAGAUCUCCAGGUUUGCUGGGAUGGGGAACCUGCUCAAAGUCCUUACCAGGGAAAUUGAAAACUAUCCACAUUUUUUCCUGGAUUUUGAAAAUGCCCAGCCCACCGAGGGGGAGAGGGAGACGUGGAACCAGAUCAGCACGGUCCUCCAGGACUCUGAGAGCAUCCUCGCCGACCUGCAGGCCUACAAGGGCGCCGGCCCGGAGAUCCGAGACGCAAUUCAAAAUCCCAAUGACAUUCAGCUUCAAGAGAAAGCUUGGAAUGCGGUGUGUCCUCUGGUUGUGAGACUAAAAAGAUUUUAUGAGUUUUCCAUAAGGCUCGAAAAAGCUCUUCAGAGUUUACUAGACUCUCUGACCUGUCCGCCGUACACACCAACCCAGCACCUGGAGCGGGAGCAGGCCCUGGCGAAGGAGUUUGCAGAAAUACUACAUUUCACCCUCCGAUUUGAUGAACUGAAGAUGCGGAACCCAGCCAUUCAGAACGACUUCAGCUACUACAGGAGGACAAUCAGCCGCAAUAGGAUCAACAACAUGCACCUAGACAUUGAGAAUGAAGUCAAUAAUGAAAUGGCCAACCGAAUGUCCCUCUUCUAUGCAGAAGCCACACCCAUGCUGAAAACCCUCAGCAAUGCCACAAUGCAUUUUGUGUCCGAAAACAAAACCCUGCCCAUAGAGAACACCACGGACUGCCUCAGUACCAUGACAAGUGUCUGCAAAGUGAUGCUGGAAACUCCGGAGUACAGGAGCAGGUUCACGAGUGAAGAAACGCUGAUGUUCUGCAUGAGGGUCAUGGUGGGUGUUAUCAUCCUCUACGACCACGUCCACCCCGUGGGAGCCUUCUGCAAGACGUCCAAGAUCGAUAUGAAAGGCUGCAUAAAGGUGUUGAAGGAGCAGGCCCCCGACAGCGUGGAGGGGCUGCUGAACGCCCUCAGGUUCACUACAAAGCACUUGAAUGAUGAGUCAACUUCCAAACAGAUUCGAGCAAUGCUUCAGUAGAGCUCUGCUCCAAGAAGAGGAUCUGUGUGCUGACCUCAGAAGAUGUACAUGUUUACAUAAUUUAAUACAGAUUGAUGUUAAUACUUGUGUAUUUACAUAACCAUUUCCUUCUUGUCACUGAAAAUAUAUGGACCUUAAUUUGUAUCCUGACGGACUCAGCCCAGCACAGCGUAAAUUAACUGGAGAGCCUCACCUUUGAUGUCUGAAACAAAACCCUGCUCCCAAAGGCCAAAUUUGGAGACUUUCGUCUUUGUCAUUGGCAUCCUUUAACCAUACCUAUAACAAUCAGAAAUCGCACAUUGUCUCUGGUAGUGUUUUAAUUCUAGAUGUGUUUUCUCUCCAGGACAUAGUGUUAUAGACACAAAGCAUUUGAUUUCCUGUGUCAUUUCAGCUACAAGAAAUGCACCCGCUAUCCCUGGAGAGCGGGAGGAAACGAAGGAAAACACACGUGUGGGGUGUCCAACCGAAGCAUUUGGGAUUCAUCGCGCCCCCUCUUUCCUCAGACUGCGAGCCAGACGUGCACGUUUUCCGUUUGCACGUGUUUUAUUUAUCAGCAUAUGCCCUUUUCUGUCUGGAUUUGUAGCCCUCCGACGUUUGCUUCUAAUUUUGCAAGAGGAAAAUCAGCCUGCGUUUUACCGCAUCGCUGAGACAACAGCAGGAAUGGGUAGCUGUGCGGCCACCGGCGUGCAGACGCAGGUGGAGGUGGGCGUCAGGAGGGGCAGGCAACUGCCGUCUCUGCUUCAACCCCCAGUCUUUGGGGACAGGACCCUGAAGCCAUGGGCAAGUUCCUUGACCUGGUUUUCCUGGAGCUCUGGUGACAGCCCCUCCUAACAGGAGCGUUGUGCUCUGUAGCCCCUUUGGACGGGGACAGGGGUGCAGGGCCUGUCACUGGUCACCAGAGAAUGGGGGAAUUGGAUUCCUGCUCACCUGUAGUUCAAGACCUUUUCAAACUUAGGGAUUCUAACACCCUAGAGCCCCUCCCCCCAGCCUGUUGGAACAGGUAAAGCUGUGGCCUGCGAGUACCUGGCACAGCCCUAGCCCUAGAAACAAUCCACAGUGCAUUCUUGGGAAAUUUGCUCCAACUGUCUGCAUCUCAUCCUCCUUAUCUUUACAAUGGACACUUAAAACAUAUCAUCUCCAAGAGCCCUUUUAGGGCCAUGAGCCAACGUAAUGAUUGACUCCACCUACUGUCCUCAGUAAGUAGAGUCCAGGAAGCGCCCCUCACCUUACCUUGAGGAUCAACUAGGGUGCAAGGUCCCUAGUCAUUUUUCUGUCUGUAGAUGGGAGAGCCCAGGUGUAGAUGAGAAUGGGAUCUAGGAAUCUUCUAUUCCAAUCUCCAGUGGCUCUCCCACCCUGUGGGUCCAGAACCCAGGAUGCCUCACUCCUGACUUCAGGCUCUUUCCCUCCCUGUGGCCUACGGAUACAGAACACAGGGCAAGGCUGGGCCCCUCUAGUGCAUCCUCAAUCUGGCCUAUAUAAUUAUUUGUCUGUUUCUGCUGGAAGAAAAGAAGAGCACAAACAGUCAAUUUAUGAGAGUUCAGAAGUUAGGUCUGGCCUAUCAGUGUUUGAUGUCAUUAGCUUCAUCCCAAAGUAUGAGCUGUCAGAUACCAUUGCUUUCCAGACUUAGUGGCCAGCUGGCAUUCCCUUGAGUCCUCCAAGAAAAGGGGAAAAACACUUUUUGUUGUUUUGUUUGAACAAGGAAAUGCUGUUGAGUGUCAAGAUGGUACUUUUCUAUAGAUUCCCUGGUCUAUAGCUAAAUGUCAGUCAACAGAGAGAAGCAAGGCCUCUUUCCUUGGAGCUUUUCAAGCUGAACAAGUACAGCUGCUUGUUUGGGGGUUCUUUUAUCAGAACAGAGCUACAUGAGAUGGCCUUCAAGACCUUUUCAAACUUAAGGAUUCUAAAACCCUAGAGGAAGCCAGAAAAUGGGAUAACUCCAGGUGUGCAAAUUUGUUAAAUAUUCAGUUUAAGGAGUGUUCUUCUGUUUGGCAGUCACAUGUUAUGCUUGGGCAAUCAAUUGUCAAGACCAGAAUCAUGGAGGUGUCUAGUGUUUACUCUCAUUGGGUCCAUUUCCCUCCUUUAUUGGGUAGGAAAAUUCCGUCUUGGAGAGAGGAAAGGACUUGUCAACCAUCACAGAACUCAUGUGGCACAGACCCAGGACUUAAACCCAAGUCGUUUGUCUACACCACAGCUGCCUCUCAACUGGUUGAAUGAGGAAAUGUUAGGAUUAUCUGUCAAUUUUUUUAAAAUGAAAAAAGAUAUAGCAGAGUAAAUAGUUGAGUGCAUUUAUAAUUUAUAAUUAACACCUAUCAAAUGGGACCAAACGUACGGGAGAGGCUGCUGGACUGCACCGCGUUAGCCAGGCCACCAUGUCUCCUGGCCAGGAGGCACCAACACAUGGAUUCUGAAAACCCCGAGCCUGACUGGCGCUAGGACAGGUUAAUCGAAUGUCUGUGAUCACUAGCAGGUGGUGGGCCUUGGGUCCACACCAGAGCUGUUGUGGGAGACAGAUUCUUUUAAUGGACUGUCCGCCAGGCAUCAGGAGUCCUUGAACAAUCACAGAUUUUUUGUGUGCUGCAUGCACAGGUCUAGGACCUGUGGGUGGGUUGGGGGAAAGUGCUAUAUUUGUUGUCAGUGUCGGCGUUAACCAUAUUUCAUAUUCGGUGUCUCACAGUUUUCAAAUAAAGAGUGUUUGCCAUGGCUCAGAUAUUUAUUUUGGGCAAGCAACAAGGUGAAAAUUACAUUUCUCAGAUGCACUGCUACUUUGGAAUUAUAAUGUUGUUCACAGAAAUCUUUCAUGUGCCAUUAAUAAUCAGUAAUAAAAAAAACAAGUGGGAACGGAUGUUUUGAAUUGUGCUGAUCCAUUAGGACUGAGGUGCUGAGUAACAACCAGAAAGAAAGUCUUGGAUAUUAUCUUCCAGCGAUCAGCUAAUCUCAUGCUUCAUUAACAUUUGCUGUCAGUCACCACCAUUGUAUCGAGAUAUUAAUGGUAUACUGAGGCUUUUGACACAUCAUUACAUUUAAGUAAAAAUAGUUUUUGCUCUUUCAAAAAUGAAGCUUGCUCAAUCUUAGGACCCAAAUGUGCAAUGGAAUUCAGAGAUUUCUCAUUGAAUCUUGCGUCCUAGACAGCUACUAAUUGCUCUAGAUGUCAAUGAUAAACAUUGGGAUUUUAUCUUAAAAGAACCAAAAACUUUGGAACCUGUUUUCCCUGCUGCAUCUAUAAAGGCUGUUGCACAAACAAA
Choloepus didactylus (southern two-toed sloth) is the source of this 11854-nucleotide messenger RNA. It is a transcript of the gene CYRIA, whose product is annotated as CYFIP related Rac1 interactor A. Lineage: Eukaryota; Metazoa; Chordata; Mammalia; Pilosa; Megalonychidae. The transcript is spliced from 14 exons. The record is from RefSeq and is a predicted model, not a curated record. Gene Ontology annotation, molecular function: small GTPase binding. Gene Ontology annotation, biological process: regulation of actin filament polymerization. The coding region runs from base 7644 to 8615 and encodes 323 amino acids.